Messenger RNA from Mytilus californianus (California mussel), 2624 nucleotides. RefSeq lists its product as uncharacterized. The transcript is spliced from 3 exons. Bases 1 to 1281 code for a protein of 426 amino acids. NCBI's taxonomy places the organism in Eukaryota, Metazoa, Mollusca, Bivalvia, Mytilida, Mytilidae. Gene Ontology annotation, molecular function: protein binding. The record is from RefSeq and is a predicted model, not a curated record.
AUGAAUAUCAAACAUUUAAGUCGAACAAAAAUUAACAAAGCAAAUAAUUUCUUUACAGGAAAGCCAAUUGUACUUGACAGUACUCAGAAAAUAUUUUAUGGCAUAAUCGAUAACCAAACAGAUAUUUGUUUAGAAGUAUAUAGCGUACCUAAAUUUACAGAAAUACAACUUCAAGAUAGUAAUGGUGUCAUUUUAAACAGACAGGGAAAAGUCACAAUAACAGAUGAAACAGCUGUCUUUAGACAAAAGUUUCACAGCAAAUUGAUUAGGUUAAAUGGAUAUCGGCUAAAAAUUCGUUUCUCAACGUUUUCUGAAAAAGAUGUAGGAAACUACUCUAUGAAUAUUGAUAAUAGUUAUGGAAAGGAUACAACAAACUUAACAAUUCAGGUUGCUAGUCCACCAAACAUACCGAUGAAUGUUUCGAUUAAACCGUUGGUAAAUGCUGUCAUUGUAAACUGGCAUAAAAAUUUUGAUGGCGGUUUUGAACAAACAUUUUACAUUGAAUUCAAAAUUGAAAGCAAAAGAAAUUGGAUUAGUGUGAAAUCAUUCAAUACGACACCAUCUGCUGAAGUAUCAUGGCAAAUAUCUGGACUUAGGUCAAGUCAGACAUACUUCUUUCGAAUGUUUGCCCGAAACUCGUUGGGUGAAAGCAGUAAAACAGAUAUACAGAUAAUUCAGACGAAAGGCAUUGGACAUAAUGAAGGAGGCAUGCUCAUUAUUUACGCUGUAAUAAGCAGUGCUGCAGUAGUGUCAACGAUGAUCCUAUCUGCAGUGCUCUAUUAUUGUAUAAGAAGCAGAAGGUCUUGUGAAGAGACAGGAAAUACAUCAAGGGCCGUAACCAUUGACAGUCCAAAUAUUUAUGACGAAAUUCCUUCUGAUAACAUUCCGGAAAAUAUAGUUCCCACAAAUAAUGCGGAGGUGCAUGACGAAUCGAUGAUUAUUUCUGAACCGCGAAUACUGGUCGAAAGUCAAGUGGAUUCCCAUUUCGAUGCAUGUGAGUCUCAGAGUAAAGUAUAUCAAGUGAAUGAUGAUUAUUUACAUCCAUGUGUAAAAGGGCAGUCGGAGUCCGAUUCAUGUGGUUCUGGAAGUGGUGAUCUUCAAAUAAACCCUCAUUCUUUAGAUCUAUUUGCUAAAAGACAAUCCGCGUUCGACUCCGGUUCGUGUAGUUCUGGGGAAACUCCUCAAGGGGAUCAUGAUUAUUUACAUCCAUAUGUAUCUCUGCAGCCCAAUUGGAAAGAAAACUCUAAAGAUGAAGGUCUGUACAUGCAACAGAUUAAAUAAUUUACGCGUUAAGUAUUAUUGUAGAAAUGGUUGAUGCUAAUUGUUCGUUUCAAUAUAAAUGAUAACAAUAAAACAACAGCUGGAAUAAUGGUAUUUCUUUAUUAGGUAGUAGAUAUAGAUUUGUAUUUUUUUAACACUUCCCAGAUUGCUUGCUAGAUAGAAUAAUGUAGAAGUUGUCAAGAACAUUUGAUAAUUUUCUUUAUGCAGUUAAAUACAAUGAUCUGCCAAAGAAAUUAGUGAAUGGCCAGUGAAUUCAAAUGCCAUAAACAAGUCUGAUAAUUUAUAAAACAAACAAUAUGCAUCGGUUAUAAAUCUCCACUUAGAUUAAAUACCAAAGAGCUAGAAAUAGGAAAUAAAAACAAAUUUCAUCAAGUCCAUUUUUCCAAUAAAUGAAAUUGGAAUGUCCGUACUGAAUAUUUUUUUACUUAAUCUUACAAAAAAGUAUCAUGAGAUGGUAAAAAUUAAAGUUCUUGAUGUAUUCUUGAACAAUAACAUCUGAUUUAUUUGACAAUUUUUUGAAUAUGCGGACAUCUUAUGGAACUCUUGAAAUAAUAAUGUUUAAUACUCCUCUUGACGCACGCUGUAUUGUCAUUGAUGUAAUACACGCACUGUGUCUUCGACUUUCUCUUUUUUUGUAUCAGCCUUUCUUUGAAUAGUAUUUACAAAUUAACUGCUGAACCCCAUUAGGAAAAGUCAAUACUAGUCAUAAGAGUUCUUUUGAAACCACCAUCAGAGUAUUUAUGAGACUAAAUAAUUGGUUCAGUAGAAAUAGAACAUAACGAUAUAUUGGUAUACACAUUAACGCAUAUACCCGUUCAUAACGGAUUCUGAAGAAAAAAUACUACACAAAUAACAAAUUCGUUGUCAAAAUCCUAACGUAGUAUUAUGUAUAGCAUCGUCUUGGACAAAUACAUUAUGCGCACUAAAGAAUGAAUCCGAGUUAAUUAGAUCCUCAGCGAUACCAUCUGGAUUUAGUCGACACCUCAAUUAAUAUUGUUUCCGUCCAAGUUGACACCAUUAUCUUGCCUUUUGACUUAACCGUACUCUCAGACAAUACAAAUACCAUUUUGUUUAAUUUGAUAAAGACAUACAUUAUUCUAAACAUCCGUCUCAUUUCUAAACUGUUUUUCUUUAUUUUCUAUUUCAUUUUGCAUAUAUAUUUGUUGCAGAGCCUACAACUGUUAACAUUAUGUUCAAGCACAUUUUGAUGUUGUAUAGUUUGUAUAUUACAUGUAUUUUAAGACAUAUUCUUUGCUAGUGUCUAAAUCCUAGAUAUAUAUUUCAUGGAUUUGUAUUACAUUACAAUAUAAAGUUUUGUUUAAAUAAAUAUAGUUAAAACUAAA